GCUUCCCCCGCCCCGGGGCUGCGCGCGUGGUGGGUGCAGGGCAGGGAGCUGCGGGGCGCGGGAUCGGAGGGACCGUGUACCCCGAGGCUACGGGAUGACACCUCCUCCGGCACCGGAUUCCGCUUGCAUGGAGAGGACCUGCAUCCGCUGCGGUUGGAGCUGGAAGGGAAGGUGGCCUAGGGCUAUCUCAUGCACUGGUCGCUUCAAAGCUUCCAGUAGCUCUUUUGUUAGGAGACCUGCCUCCAAUUUCUGCAGAUAACGUCUCGUGAUGUGCAGAUAUGGCCUGAUCGUCCCCUACCCCUGAGUUAAGCAGUAUCCAGGAGGCUAAAGCAGCAAAGGUCACCUGGAGUUCUUGUCGAAACUGGCUUGGAAAUCAUGUGUACAAACCCCAGAAGACGUACAGAAGAUAAAGGAAAGAUAUUUUGACCUUCAGAUCAUGGCGACCAUAGAAGAAAUUGCACAUCAAAUUAUUGACCAACAGAUGGGUGAGAUUGUUACAGAGCAGCAGACUGGACAGAAAAUCCAAAUCGUGACAGCACUUGACCACAGCACACAGGGCAAGCAGUUUAUCCUGGCAAACCAUGAGGGGUCCGCCCAGGGGAAAGUCUUCCUCGCAACUCCAGACGCUGCCGGUGUCAACCAGUUGUUUUUUACCAGUCCAGAUCUCUCCGCACCACACCUCCAGCUCUUAACAGAAAAUUCUCCUGACCAUGGACCAAAUAAGGUUUUUGAUCUUUGUGUUGUGUGUGGAGACAAAGCAUCAGGACGCCAUUACGGAGCAAUAACUUGUGAAGGCUGCAAAGGAUUUUUUAAAAGAAGUAUCCGAAAAAAUCUAGUCUACUCGUGUCGAGGAUCCAAAGACUGUAUUAUUAAUAAGCACCACCGAAACCGCUGCCAGUACUGCAGGCUCCAGCGAUGCAUUGCCUUUGGGAUGAAACAAGACUCCGUUCAGUGUGAAAGAAAACCCAUUGAAGUGUCCCGAGAAAAAUCUUCCAACUGUGCAGCUUCGACAGAAAAAAUCUACAUCCGCAAAGACCUCCGAAGCCCUCUGGCUGCAACGCCAACCUUUGUGACGGACAGCGAGACUGCCAGGUCAACUGGUCUGUUGGAUUCAGGAAUGUUUGUUAAUAUUCAUCCGUCUGGAAUAAAAACAGAGCCAGCUAUGCUAAUGACACCAGAUAAGGCUGAAUCGUGUCAGGGAGACUUAAGCACAUUGGCUAGUGUGGUCACGUCAUUAGCGAAUCUCGGCAAAACUAAAGACCUUUCUCACUGUGGCGGGGACAUGCCUGUGGUGCAGAGCUUACGCAAUGGCGAUACGUCCUUUGGUGCAUUUCAUCACGAUAUUCAGACCAAUGGUGAUGUUUCAAGGGCUUUUGACACUCUCGCGAAAGCAUUGACUCCUGGAGAAAGCCCUGCUUGCCAGAGCUCAGAAGAGGGCAUGGAAGGAAGCAUGCAUCUAAUCGCAGGAGAACCGAGCUGCGUGGGGAGAGAGGGGCCGCUGCUCAGCGAGGCGCAUGUAGCUUUCAGGCUCACCAUGCCUUCUCCUAUGCCCGAGUACCUGAAUGUGCACUACAUUGGGGAGUCGGCCUCCAGACUGCUGUUCUUGUCGAUGCACUGGGCACUUUCCAUACCUUCUUUCCAGGCGCUAGGGCAAGAGAAUAGCAUAUCACUGGUGAAAGCGUAUUGGAAUGAACUCUUUACCCUCGGUCUUGCCCAGUGUUGGCAAGUGAUGAAUGUGGCAACUAUAUUAGCAACGUUUGUCAAUUGUCUUCACAGUAGCCUUCAGCAAGAUAAAAUGUCACCCGAGAGGAGGAAGUCGUUGAUGGAGCACAUCUUCAAGCUGCAGGAGUUCUGCAACAGCAUGGUCAAGCUCUGCAUCGAUGGGCAUGAGUACGCCUACCUCAAGGCCAUCGUCCUCUUCAGCCCGGAUCACCCAGGCCUGGAGAACAUGGAGCUAAUUGAGAAAUUUCAGGAAAAGGCUUAUGUGGAAUUCCAAGAUUAUAUCACCAGGACAUAUCCAGAUGACACCUACAGGCUGUCCAGAUUACUUCUCAGACUGCCGGCCUUGCGGCUGAUGAAUGCCACCAUCACUGAAGAAUUGUUCUUCAAGGGUCUCAUUGGCAACGUACGGAUCGACAGCGUCAUCCCACACAUUUUAAAAAUGGAGCCUGCAGAUUACAACUCUCAAAUCAUUGGCCACAGCCUUUGAAGGCCGAGGUCACACUGCUAUGAACUGAGUUUACUGUUCCUUCUCGGGACAUAAGAAACCAAAUGGAACUGUUGCUUCCAGGGCGUCUGUGAAUAGUAACUUUAAGAAUAACCAAAAUAGAAAGUAUUUUUUCUUUUGGAUUCCUUAAGAAGAAUUUAAGUGACCAGGCAGGGGUCAGGAACUAUACUACCCUGUCUGUCCUAUAGGAAUGAAAUAAAAAUGGUACCGGGCUGUUCUUGGUGAGGAUGACACCUCAGACCAUCUACACUAAGCUUUCUUAUUCUAUUUUAUAAAACAAAUAAACUAGUCUUUUCCCCCCUAAAUUGUGUUCUCUUCCUGUUUAAUUCCAUUGAGCUAGUACAUGGUAAUAAUGAGAUACCUAAGCAGAAGCUUCUUACAUCUUAGUCAUCCAUAAUCAUUUUAGUUACCGGGUCAAAAGUUAUUUUAUGCUCAAUUAUAUAAUGAUAAUAUUAGAGCUAUAGGACGUGAGAAAUGAAUAUAUAUCUAUAUAUAUUUUGGCUUUUAUAAACAUCAAGGUGCCCUUUAGCAUAUAACACUCUCGUUGCUGGCAAUGAGACACAAGCCAUUUGUAUUUUCUUUUUUAGUGUAGUAGAUUAUUAGUUAUAAGCACUUUUAUUCAUUGUGGUAGAAAAUUAGUCUUGAGAAUAAGAUGGGGAUCCUAUUUUAAAAUUUGGGGUUUACUGUGUUUUAAACAGCACAGACUGCCCCCCCCCCCAGGAUGUGUUAGUAUUUUAGAAUGGAUAUUAAAAUAGUUGCUUUUUCAUUCCACAGAAGCAUCUGUCCUCUUCUCAGAUGGGGUUCAGCUGCUCUACCCUGCCCUGGCCUGUAGCCAUUUUUAUUGGGUCCUUUAAAAAGACUCACCCAGUUUGUUAAAUAAAGCAGUUAUCAAAGCCAAUCUGGUUCCAAGGUGAGUUAAAUAAUUCAAGCAAUUGAUAAUUUGUAAAAGCAAAAGACUCUGCACUGACUCUUCACUGCAGAGCCGAGGGGGGUUGCUAUAACAACCUCAAGUUUCAGUAUUUGCUACAACCAAAGCCUCAGUCUUCCAUGCCAAUGACAGGCAAGCAGUAGUUCUUUGUGCUGAUUUCAUAAUGGAUUCCUUUAGUAAAUCUAUUCAUCUAUUUGUUGAUAUUCUCCCCCCAUCUCUCCUCUUCCCUUUCUUCUCCGCCCCCCUUCUUCUUUUCUACAUCUGUUUUGUUUUCUUGAGACUGGAUCUUGCUACCCAGCCCAGACAACUCAAGUUUGCAAUAAUCUUCCUGCCUCUGACUCCCCAUUGCUGGGAUUAUAGACAUGCACCGCACAUGGAUAUUUAUUUUUAAAACACAGAGAUUUUAUUGCAGCUAGAGUACAUUCUUUAUUAUUAAUAAAGAGUUUUGCUGAAUUUUUCUAUGGGGGGGUGGUGGAUAUUACUACUAACAGUAGUAACAAAAAGUUUAAAAGUGUAGUCUUGCAACUGUUACCAACUUAUUCCGAGGGCUUUAUUUCCUAUUUCGUUUUGUCAACAGCUCUAUUUAUAAUAAGCUGCUGGAGAAUACUGCAUAGAGCAUAAAAUGCUCAAACAGAAUAUGUCAGUAGGGCAUGUGUAACCUGCAUUCUAACACGAUGUCGUAUCACAGUGUCAAAACGUUGGCCCCUUUGAUACCUUUAUCAUCUCAAGAUAAUACGCCAAGGAUUAACACCCCCCCCCAAAAAAAGUGUCCUAAUGGUUAUUUCUGAGAUAUUUUUCCUGAUGAAAUUUGUAGUUACAUUGGGAAGUCUUUUUGAAACUGUAUUAAAAUGUGACU
This is a messenger RNA of Apodemus sylvaticus (European woodmouse), 4011 nucleotides long. It is a transcript of the gene Nr2c1, whose product is annotated as nuclear receptor subfamily 2 group C member 1. Lineage: Eukaryota; Metazoa; Chordata; Mammalia; Rodentia; Muridae. The transcript has 15 exons. Gene Ontology annotation, molecular function: RNA polymerase II cis-regulatory region sequence-specific DNA binding; nuclear receptor activity; zinc ion binding. The record is from RefSeq and is a predicted model, not a curated record. The coding region runs from base 437 to 2209 and encodes 590 amino acids. Gene Ontology annotation, biological process: negative regulation of transcription by RNA polymerase II; anatomical structure development; cell differentiation.